This is a messenger RNA of Papaver somniferum (opium poppy), 1242 nucleotides long. RefSeq lists its product as uncharacterized. The record is from RefSeq and is a predicted model, not a curated record. Bases 1 to 1242 code for a protein of 413 amino acids. NCBI's taxonomy places the organism in Eukaryota, Viridiplantae, Streptophyta, Magnoliopsida, Ranunculales, Papaveraceae. The transcript has a single exon.
AUGGCAUACAUACCACCACAUAAGAGGCAGUCUAAGGAUGGUGGUGGUAAUGGUCUUGUUCCUACACCUAAUUCUUUUCCUGUUCCUAUAUUCCACAAAAGAUCUUCAACUGUUUCUGAAUCAAGGACCGGAGUCUAUAACGCUAGAAAGGUUGGGAUGAUGAUUUACGCCAAAGGUGCCAUUUCUAAAUGGUUUAUACAAGGUGGUUCAACAUCUGAUGGUGAUCAGCUCCCUGGAAAUUCACUUCGUAUGGAGCCUUUUCGUCGUUCACAGUCGUUUGAGUGGAAACGAUGGGGAGAUGCGUUUGUUUUGACUUGUGAUCCCAGCAGCUCCACCGGAUCUCUGCAGACACAAACAACUCCAUGGGUAUCCAUAGCUGAGAACAUACGGGAUGAGCUACUUGAUUCUUUUGGAAAAGUCAGAGAAGAAAUACGUUCGGGAGAGGUCGGAGAAGAACUGAAACUUUCUUUUGUAAUCAGAAUUGGGAAAAUCCUCUUUCAUGGCAAGUACUUUUCUGGAGGUGUAACCACCAGGACGGAUGCAGAAUCUUACUUCGGUCACGUCGGAAGAUCAUUUUGCACAGACCUUCCUGACUCAUACAUGGAAACCAUUCUUGCUACGGUUGUUCCAAAACUCGGAGUUUAUUCCCACCAAGCAAAGGAGUAUUAUCAUGUGAAGGUAUUUGACAAGUGCAACCCUAAUACAUCUAUCUCAAUCAAAUGCCGGGUUAUAUCUGGACAACUUAAAAUGCACAAGAUUGAGCUGAACCAGAAGAGGUGUUUAGUAGUGGAUGUGUCUUGCCUUGAUAAAGAUUUGGAUCUGAGGUUGAUGUUAUCCACCAAGAGGGGGUUGACAACGCCAUUGAUGGAGGACGCUGAGAUGUUAACUAGCUUAAGGCAGUUGGUUGAUUCCGCAAUUCUGGAUUCUAAUGCAAAAGGUGGUGUGAGAUGGGCUAUGGGAAAGAAGUUCUCUGCAGAUGGGAGAUAUACGGUCAUAGGUGUUUGGCACACAAAUGUGCAGACUUUCAAGACUUCCGAGUUGAAGAUAAGGCUUAGAAAUGCUGACCGAUUCGAUUUCUGGGCUUCUGAUGGUGAAGUUAGCAAUGAAGUAACGCUGGAAGUAACAGGAAUUAACGCCUCCCUAAUGACUAGGAUGGACAUGGUUGAAAUGGAAGUUACCAUUGCAAUCCUCAAGGAGACUCUGAAAUUGGUUUGGGAUCAUUUCUUGAGCUGUGACCUGUAA